AUGUCUGCACCUUCAACAUCAACAGCUCCGACACAAUCAACAGCUAUUCAUCAUGCAAUUGUUAAAUCUGUUGUAUCCGGUGAUACUGUUAUUGUUAAACCAUUAGUAAAAACACCAUCUGAUUCAUCCUUAUCAACAAUAUCAUCAGAAAAACGUCUUGGUCUCAAUUAUAUUAUGGCACCAAAAUUAGCUUUACCAAGUUCAAAUCAAAAUAAUGCGUCAAUACCAACUGAUGAACCAUGGGCAUUUGAAGCACGUGAAUUUUUAAGAGUAAAAUUAGUUGGACGAGAGAUAUGUUAUACGAAUGCAUUUGAUAUACCAAAUAGUGGAAGAACUGUUUGCACAAUGUUUCUAGGAAAAGAUGUAAAUACUGGUGAAAACAUUGCCGAAUCAUUAUUGUCAGAAGGUCUCGUUGAAUUACGACCACAAACAGGCGCAAGAGCAAAUGAUGUAAAAUACCAACGUUUAACUAUAAUUGAUCAACAAGCUAAGUUACAGAAAAAAGGUCGACAUUCGAGUGAUUCACCGUCAAAUCAUAUACGAGAUAUUAAAUGGACAUUAGAUAAUCCAAAAGCAUUUGUUGAUGCAGAAAAAAAUCAAAUGCCCAUUGAUGCUGUUGUUGAAUUUGUUCGUGAUGGUUCAACUGUUCGAUGUUUACUAUUACGAUCACACCAUUUAGUAACAGUAAUGUUAACCGGUAUUAAAUGUCCACAGUUAAAACGAGAAGGUGCAGGUGGAUCAGAUGUUAGCGAACCAUAUGCCGAAGAGGCAAAACAAUUUGUUGAAACAAGAUUAUUACAACGUGAAGUAAAAAUACGAUUAGAAGGUGUUAAUAAUCAAAACUUAGUCGGAACAGUGUUACAUCCAAAGGGAAAUAUUGCAUUACAUUUACUUAAAGAAGGCUUGGCCAAAUGUAGUGAUUGGAGUAUUGCAUUAUUAUCUGCAGAAAAUCGAGAACAAUAUCGUAUAACAGAAAAAUAUGCCAAAGAAAAUCGCUUAAGAAUAUGGACAAAAUAUGUAGCACCAAUCCACGCAACAUUUGAGAAUGAAAAUAAUGGUGAUACAUAUAGUAAUACUACCGAUGGAAAAUUGAAUGAUCCAACAUUAAAAGGAUAUCAGGCUAAGGUUACGGAAAUAAGCAAUGCCGAUAGUUUAACUGUACGUAAACAAGAUGGCUCAAUUAAAAAAAUUUAUUUAUCGAGUGUACGUGCACCGCGUGCUGUUGAUCUAAUUAAACCUGGUGAAGAUGCACAACAAAAACAAAUAAAACGUCCGCUAUAUGAUAUUCCAUAUUUGUUUGAAGCACGAGAAUAUUUACGAAAACGUUUAAUUGGUAAAACUGUUCGUGUUGUCCAAGAUUAUGUUCAACCAGCGGCUAAUGAGUAUCCAGAAAAAGUAUGUUGUACAGUUUAUAUUGGAAAUGUCAACAUUGGCGAAGCACUGAUUAGUAAAGGUCUAGCAAAAGCGUUAAGACAUCGACAGGAUGAUGAAGCACGUUCAUCAAAAUUCGAUGAUCUAAUAACGGCUGAACAACAGGCGGAAAAAAAACAAGUCGGUCUAUUUUCACAAAAUUCAGCAAGUAGUGGUGGAAUUCGUAUAAUCGAUUUAACGGGUGAAACGAAUAAAGAACGAGCAAAACAAUCCUUAAGUGUUUUUCAACGCACAGGACGAAUGGAAGGCAUUGUAGAAUUUAUUGCAAGUGGUUCUCGAUUUCGUAUACAUUUGAUAAAAGAUAAUCGAAUAAUAUCAUUUUUGUUAUCUUCGAUCAGUUGUCCAAAAGCUGAACGACGUAUUCCUCCUACUGCUAAUCAACCACAACGAAUUGAACAAGCUGAACCCUAUGGACAAGAGGCACUCGCAUUUUCAAGAGAACAUUUUCUACAACGUGAUGUAUUUGUUGAGAUCGACAGUUGUGAUCGUGGUGGAAAUUUUUUGGGUAGAAUGACAACGGCCGAUGGACAAUCAGCAGCAUUAAUGUUAGUGCAAAAUGGGUUCGCUAGUUUACAUGAAACGGCGUAUAAUAAUGCAUCAAAUUAUAAACAAUUACAAGAAGCCGAAGAAAUAUGUAAAAAGAAUAGAAUUGGUAUUUGGUCAACAUAUGAAGAACCAACAACGAAAGAAGGAGAUGAUGAAGCUGAAGAUGAAGCAAAUCAAGAACAAGCUGUCCAGGAACAAGGUGAUAUCUCGAACAACUUUAGUGAUCCACGUUAUCGUCAUGUGCAAGUCACUUAUGUUUCGUUGGAUCUUAAAAUCUAUGUUCAAUAUGCUGAAGACGGAAGUAAAUUAGAACGAUUACAACAAGAGUUACGCGAUACUUUUAGCCAACAACAACCGACCGGCGGACAUAUGCCUAAAAAAAAUGAAGUUUUAGCUGCACGUUUUACAGAUGAUAAUGAAUGGUAUCGUGCACGUAUUGAAAAAAUAGAACAAAAUAAAAUUUCUGUGUAUUUUGUCGACUAUGGUAAUCGUGAAACAAUAACUGAUACAUCACGUUUGACAUUAUUGCCACCGGGUCUCAAACAAUUACCGGACCAAGCACAUGAAUUCGAAUUAGCCUAUAUUAAACCAUCACCUGACGAGGAAGAUCGUCUAGAAGCAAAACAUGUUUUGAGUGAGGAAAUCAACAAUGAAGAUUGCCUAUUAAAAAUUGAAUAUCGUUAUCAAAAUGUUGGAUUUAUUUCAUUGUAUAAAGAAAGUACAAAAGAUAAUUUAGGUAAAUUAUUACUUGAACGUGGUCUUGUUAUGGUCAAUCAACCAAAACGACAACAAAAACAACAACGUUAUUCAUCACAAAUUAUCGAUGAUUAUAUUCAAGCCGAAACAUUAGCUAAGACAAAACGUUUGAAUAUUUGGCAAUAUGGUGAUAUGCAAGAAGAUGAUGCAGCUGAAUUUGGUUAUACGGGUAAACGAUAA
This is a messenger RNA of Didymodactylos carnosus, 2913 nucleotides long. The record is from the annotation of a GenBank genome assembly. Lineage: Eukaryota; Metazoa; Rotifera; Eurotatoria; Philodinida; Philodinidae.